GAGGAGAUAACCAGCAAGACCGGAGAAGAUAACACCUUUCAUCGAACAGUUGACGACGCCAAGUCUUUGGAGUGCGAACUGUGCAGACACCAUCACCAAUAUCCUGCACCACUACGCCGUCAGACAGAAGUUGACGGUGCUGCCAAGAUCGUAGACUACAUGAUAGAAGUUAUUCAAACAUCAUCAGACAAAGGUGCUGUCGGAACAGCUUUGAGGUCUGUACGACUGAUCGGCGCAAAACAUCGAUCUCUCUUAAAGAAAUAUCGUCGCCCGAUCGAGAAGUUUCGAAGUACCACAAAAGACAGAGACCAGCGCAGUGAUUGUACAUUGAUCAUCAACAUGUUGGACGAGGAAAGUAUCAAGAACUUCACGGAUGAAUCGAGGAUGCCUCAGCAAGACAAGGAGAAUCUGGAAAAUGGCAAAAUUAUCGUAGGGACUGAGGUCAACGAGGUUCAGAACACCACCCGAAACCAAGGAAAAGACCUUGACAAAAAGACUAUAGCCAACGUACAAGAGCUCGACGAAAAAACAUCUGGCUACUUGCCAUCUUGGGCACGUGACAUCUCCAAGCUGCUGAAACCUGAGCAAGAAGCUGACUGGCAAACGCUUAGUCGACGUCUGGGCUACAACAACGACGACAUGCGGAAGUGGGCGCAGCAGCCGGACCCGUUGUACAGCGAUGCUCAACGAGUGGUACACCACACACGAUACAAGGGACGCAACCCUCGCCGUGCUUACCGCCCUUCAAGACAUGGGCCGCGAGGAUGCCGCUGUCAUGGUGGAGAUUGCCAUGAAGAAUACAGGUGGAGUAGGCACUUCGGUGCAAGACGAAACAUUCGAGUACUCCACCCCUCGUGAUAUCUUCAUAAGCUACCCGCCGGGUAGCCAGAACGAGGCGCAGUCGCUAAAGGAACAUCUGGAAAUGGCUGGUUACACCUGCUGGUUGGAUUUAGAGCAUCUGGAAGUAGAAGACGAACUCUUUCAGAAGAUCCAGUCCAGAAUCGAGGAAGUGAAGGUGGUCAUCUGCUGCAUCAACGAAGAUUAUUUUAAAUCUCAUGUAUGCGAAAAGGAGGUGACGAUUUCGGCCCAGCUUGAAAAGCCCAUCAUUCCUUUGCUGUCGGAGGAAACAUCGUGGCCGCCUUCAGGCAAUAUGGGAGCCAUCUUCAACGACAACUUUUACAUUAACUUUUUUCAAAGUCCAGACAAGACGACAGAGUCUUCUGGGUACUGGUCGUCGUCCAUUUUCCAGGAGCUUCUGUGGGAGCUCAUGUGCUUGAAGGAUUUGGUGCGAAACACAGCCUUUGUUCGGCCAGAAUAUAGGUACUGGUGGGACCCAGAGUUGGAAGCGACCAGGGUGGACACACAGGAUGGUAAACCCAAUGAUAAACUUGAGAAGCCCUGUUCCUGUUACUGAUCCCGAUUCUACUAAGGUGACAGUCUCGCCCGACGUGUUCAUCUCCUACCAGUGGGGGAAACAACCACAGGUGAAGAAGCUGUACGAGGCUCUGACGUCACGAGGGUUCACGUGCUGGCUGGACAUCAAGCAGAUGGGUGGAGGAGACUCGUUGUACGACAAGAUAGACGAAGGCAUCCGCGGGUGCCGCGUGGUCGUCUCAUGCGUGACCCGAAAUAUGCUUUGUCGCCAAACUGUCGCCGAGAG
This is a messenger RNA of Pomacea canaliculata, 1660 nucleotides long. RefSeq lists its product as uncharacterized. Bases 680 to 1414 code for a protein of 244 amino acids. Gene Ontology annotation, biological process: signal transduction. Gene Ontology annotation, molecular function: protein binding. The transcript has 7 exons. The record is from RefSeq and is a predicted model, not a curated record. Lineage: Eukaryota; Metazoa; Mollusca; Gastropoda; Architaenioglossa; Ampullariidae.